Molecule: messenger RNA, 1401 nt
Organism: Manihot esculenta (cassava)
Lineage: Eukaryota; Viridiplantae; Streptophyta; Magnoliopsida; Malpighiales; Euphorbiaceae
Product: dirigent protein 24
Exons: 1
Coding region: 98-1216 (372 amino acids)
Source: RefSeq, a predicted model, not a curated record
AUUAUUCAUCUUCUCCAUAAAAACUCACACUUCAAAAAUCUUCAACAUUUCUUUGAGCAGCACAAUUCCAUUUGAAAGAAUCACUAGCUAGCCAAAAAUGGCAGAAACACUCAAAACCAUCUUCUGCCUUCUCCUGUUAGCCAUCACUCUCUCUUGUGUCAGUUCAGCAAGAGUCCUCGAUGAUGUGGAUCCACAAGAUCCUAUCAUUGUCGCUCCACCUGUUACAUCUACAUUGCCAAGUGGUCAAUUUCCUGCCGCUACUGCUGUCGCUCCGCCGCCCAUAAUGGAUGAUGAGGUUGAUCCACCACUCCCAGAAGCUGAAGUCCCCACAACCGUUGGAGGACCAGAUGAUGAUGUGGAAGCACCUGAAGUUGCUCCUCCUGUUACAGUGGCAGCACCAAUUCCCGUUCCCACCACCACCACAACACCGGCUCCCACCGUCACUUCUACUGCCACAGUGCCAAAUCCUGCUGGCGCACAAACCACCACCACCACCACCGCGGCUGCAUCCGCAUCUGCUUCGUUGUCGUUCUUCAUGCAUGACAUAUUGGGAGGAACUCACCCAUCAGUCAGGGUGGUCACCGGAAUUAUUGCCCGGACUGACAUUAAUGGCAUUCCAUUCUCAUCUCCCAACAACAACUUCUUCCCACUCCAAGGUGGGACUCCAUUACCCAACGUUAACAACAUCAACAAUUUCAUAAAUCCAAACACUGUCCCAUUGAUCACAGGCCUAAACCCUGGAACCCAAGCAAAUACAGUACUCCAAAACAGUGGCAACAACAACAACGUUGUCAACGGCAACAACCAACCUUUUGUCACCGCCGGCCAAAUCCCAGCAGGAUCCACACUACAAAAAAUCAUGUUCGGGUCGAUCACGGUCAUCGACGACGAGUUAACAGAAGGGCAUGAAUUGGGAUCCGCUGUACUGGGCAAGGCUCAAGGUUUCUACAUGGCGAGUUCACUAGAUGGUACGAGCCACACCAUGGCAUUGAAUGUUUUAUUACACGGAGAAGAUAACCAUGCUGAAGAUACUAUCAGUUUCUUUGGAGUACACAGGACUGCGUCGCCAGAAUCACAGAUUGCGGUGAUAGGAGGUACGGGAAAGUAUGAGAAUGCAAAAGGGUAUGCCACCGUUGAGACUCUUCCUCAGGUGGAUCAACACACGACGGACGGCGUGGACACAGUGAUGCAUUUCACUGUUUACCUGUCUGAGUAAAUCGUUUGCAUGUUUGUGUCUGAGUGUGGUUCUCUGAUUGAAGUUGAUUAAUUAUGGUUAUCGUGGGUGCCCUGUGUCUGUUUCAUUUGGAAAUUUCAGUGAUCAUUUGAUGUAUCUUUGAACAGCAAACAAGAAAUGAUAAAUUCCAUGGAACGUUUCAUUUGGCAAAGAAAGUGCUUUUAAGA